AUGCGUAUUUGUCGAUUGGCUUCUUGUACCCCAAUAAAUGAAUAUCCAACUGUUUCUUCUGACACGAUUGGUGAAAAUUCCUUCCCUCUGAAGUGGUCUGAACCUGCAUGUGGUGUCUGUGAAGCUCAAGGACAGAGAUGCAAAUUAUCAAGAGCAUCAUAUGGCCCACUGCUUGGAGGUGCUUUAGGAGGUACUUUCCUUGUUGUGACAAUACUCGCAGUUCUUAUCCUUCUUUACAUCUCAGUUGCAUCAGAAAGAGAGAACCACAUGAGGAUCGAGAAGUUUCUAGAAGAUUACCGAGCCCUCAAACCCACCAGAUUCUCCUACUCCGACAUCACAAGAAUCACUCGCAAAUUCAGCGAGAAACUUGGCGAAGGAGGCUACGGAACCGUUUACAAGGCCAAAAUCUCCGACCAAAUACACGCGGCCGUCAAACUUCUCCACAACUCAAAGGGCAACGGCGAAGAGUUUGUGAACGAGGUCAGCACCAUUGGCAGAAUCCAUCAUGUCAACAUCGUCCGUCUAAUCGGUUUUUGUGCCGAGGGCUCCAAACGGGCCCUCGUCUACGAAUUCCUCCCAAACGACUCCCUCGAGAAGUUCAUCUUCCGCUCCUCUUCGAGACCAUCCCUCGGCUGGCCUAAGCUACGGGACAUUGCCCUCGGCAUAGCCAGGGGCAUCGAGUACCUGCAUUUUGGCUGCGACCACCAAAUCUUGCAUUUCGACAUAAAGCCGCACAACAUAUUGCUGGACCGGAACUUCGGGCCCAAGAUAUGCGAUUUCGGGCUUGCGAAGCUCUGCUCCAAGGAACAGAGUGGAGUGACGAUGACGGUUGCUCGGGGGACUAUGGGCUACAUUGCUCCCGAGGUGCUGUCGAGGACUUUCGGAAGGGCUUCGUAUAAGUCGGACGUGUACAGCUUCGGGAUGAUGGUGUUGGAGAUGGUCGGGGGAAGGAAGAAUAUGGACCCGAAAUUGGACACGAGCCAAGUGUAUUUUCCUCAAUGGGUUUACAAUCGCUUGGAUUCGGAUUUUGGGGAGGAUUUCUGGGGUCGGGUGGAGGAAGGGGAGGAUGGGAAUGUAGCGAGGAGACUGACUAUCGUGGGGCUGUGGUGUGUACAGUGGAGUCCGAAUGACCGUCCGUCGAUGAAAGAGGUUGUUGGGAUGUUGGAAGGAAGUGAAGAGAGUCUCGUGAUUCCUCCGAACCCAUUUGUUGGUAACGAUGCGCGCAGGAUUCCAGGAAGGCAGCAGCAGCAUCAUCGGAUAGAGUUGGGCGCAGUGCAAGAAACAGAGUAUUUCAGUGCCUAA
Molecule: messenger RNA, 1302 nt
Organism: Striga asiatica
Lineage: Eukaryota; Viridiplantae; Streptophyta; Magnoliopsida; Lamiales; Orobanchaceae
Source: the annotation of a GenBank genome assembly